AUGCGUUCACUAUUUUUCGCCGGCGCGUUACUAGCGUUACUGGCAAUUUGCGUUUGCGCUCCAGAAGGGGAUGCGAUCCAGCGCAUCCCUCCAAAAGCCGUCGCAACACCGUUAGCUACAAAAAAGGAUGCUGCGGACUCUGGUGCUACGGCAAGCAAUGUUGGUUCUUCUAAGCCUCUGACAGUAGCUCGAGUUCGCAGAGAUAUCAGCGGUCAAGAAAGCGAUCUUCUACCUUCAGCUAACGAUGUUGAAGUGUCACCUUUUGGAGAAAAUUCAAACCUUCUUGGACGCGGUCGCAUUAAGAACAUUGUUGUGAUGGCUGGUAUAUCACCAUUUCAUGAUUUUACAAAUAAGGUGAAUUCUAUCAAUGACAGAUUUGUUUUAAAUUCUCCGCACAAAGUUCUUAAACACUUGGAUAAUUCAAUUCUAAAAGCGACUAAAAAUCUUACUCAAAAUCCUGAAAUGGAAGAAAAUCUCUACCAAAUUUCCAAAGAUUUAGUUUCUUCUAUUUUGACAAAACUGGAAAUUCAAGAUAAAAUAACUAGAAUUACCCGAGAAGCUCUUGAUGCUCCCGGGAAAAGUAAGGGAUUGACAGCUAUAGAGACAAGACGUAUAUUGGAUUACAUAUCACGAACCUUAUCGGGCCAUAUUCUUACAAUAACAAGAGCGUCUACGGAACCUGAACUACACCGUCUUGUAUUUGGUCUAGCACAAAUAGCGGCUGAAAUAUCAAUUAUCUCAGCAUUAAAAGAUAUAACAUAUGCUACUUCAUUAUCUAGAAAACAAUCAGUAGAUUUGUCUCUUCGUAGAAAGAGAUCUAUUUCCUCUUUUGGUGAAAAACUUCAUACAACACCAGCUCCAACCCAUAAUUUAUUAUCUACGGUAUAUAUUGCAAUAUUAAAUAAGUCAAUUAGUUCUAUUGGAUCACAAAAUAUUAUUUCCACUAUUAAUAGUAAAAAUGUAGCAGCAGAACAAAUAAGCCCAUAUUCGGUAAUUUCAAAAAGUGAUAGAAAUAUUCUUCAUAUAUUGUCUAAUAAGAAAAAAACAUCGGCCUUAGUUCCAAAAGGUUUUUUAAAUCAAACAGCUCUUGAUAUUGAAAAUGACAGUACUAAUGUUACUAAAAAUGACGCAAUUAUUUUAGAAAAUAAUUUAAAUGGAACUCAUUUAGUAACAGUAGAUAGUCACACUUUGGAUACUCAAGAAUCCAACGUACCCAGUCUUGUAGACGACUGGAUAGACUCAAAAAAUAUAUAUGCUUUAAAUCCCGAUGUAAUUGCUGAAAUGGAAAUAGAUCAAACAGAAAUAGAUGACGAAAACUUAAAUGAAAAAAAAGUAAAACAAAAACAAGAACGCCUAGAAUUAAAAGCUAAAAAAGCAAUUCUUUAUGCUGGAGAUGUUGCUUAUUUGACAGCUGCUAGUGUAGUGGCCAUGAGACGUGCACUUACCGCCUCUAUAGAAGUUCGUAUGUCUGUAAAUUAUGCCAAGAAUGGUAUGGCAAACCAUCAAGACUUAAUGAUGAAUUUAGCUAAAACAGCAGCACAACAAGCUGGAAAAGAGGCUAAAAGUGCCACUUCUAAAUCACUUGCCUGUGAACGCGUUAUUAAAGUAGCUUUAAAAUACACUGCUCAAUCAAAGGGAGCAAAGCUUAAUCAUGUAGCGAGUAGAAUCGUUAUGGAUACAUUAUCUCUGUCAACGCUUGCCAAAUCGAUGGCGUUUGUUUCAUCUGAUAUUGCUAUUAAUUCUUUAUAUCAAGCUACUGAUGUUAAAGCACCUGCAUAACUAUUCGUGGAAAAUUUGUAUUAAUAUAUAAUAUGUAAUAUUUUUUUAUUAAUAUUAUUAAGUA
Molecule: messenger RNA, 1843 nt
Organism: Melitaea cinxia (Glanville fritillary)
Lineage: Eukaryota; Metazoa; Arthropoda; Insecta; Lepidoptera; Nymphalidae
Exons: 2
Coding region: 1-1779 (592 amino acids)
Source: RefSeq, a predicted model, not a curated record